AUGUUCUCCAAAACCAUCAUCCUCGCCCUUUUCGCCUCCUCGGCUGCCUUCGCCGCCUCCAUCCAGCAGAGGCAGCUCAACCCCAGCGUCCAGCUCUGCUCCAACAAGGACUUCAACGAUUGCCUCAAUGGUGCCGGAAGGCUGAACGACAAGGUCAGCUCGCUCAAGGCGAACGGCCAUAACUGCAUCUUCUACAAGUAA
This is a messenger RNA of Alternaria ventricosa, 201 nucleotides long. RefSeq lists its product as uncharacterized. NCBI's taxonomy places the organism in Eukaryota, Fungi, Ascomycota, Dothideomycetes, Pleosporales, Pleosporaceae. The record is from RefSeq and is a predicted model, not a curated record. Bases 1 to 201 code for a protein of 66 amino acids. The transcript is spliced from 2 exons.